AUGGAUAAGAGUUGGAUGAAGAAGAGUAGAUUGUCAAGAGAUUAUGUGCAAGGGAUUAAAGAAUUUUUGAAGUUUGCUUCUCGCAAAGUAUCUAAUGAUGGAACAAUUACAUGUCCAUGUAUGAAAUGUGUGAAUUCAUACAUGUUGAUCGUAGAAGUUGUACAUGAUCACUUGGUAUCAUAUGGAAUUAGUCCGGGUUAUAAUUGUUGGUAUCAUCACGGGGAAAUUAUGUUUGCAACGACUUCUAGUAGAACUAGUCAAAGCCAUGUUGAAGAAAUACGACCUGAGUAUGGUGAUAUCCGUGACGUGUUGCGGGACGUGUUUCCCAUGCACACCCAAAAUAUGGAUGAACAUGUAGAAGAAAGUAAUUUACCAGAACCAUAUGAUCAAGGUCCAAGCAUGCAACGAGCUCAAGAAGAUCCUAAUGAAGAUGCACAAAAAUUUUAUGACUUACUAAAAGAUGUUGAGAAGCCUUUGUAUGAAGGGUGCAAGAAUUUUAGUAAGUUGUCAGUGAUUGUGCAUCUAUAUCACUUGAAAUGUCUUAAUGGAUGGAGCAACCAUUCAUUCACAAUGUUGCUUCAAAUUUUGAAAGAUAUGCUUUCUUCAGAUGCAAAUUUGCCGAAAGACUUUUAUGAUGCCAAGAAGAUUAUUAAAGAUUUGGGUCUGGGUUAUGAAAUGAUUCACGCUUGUCCUAUUGAUUGUAUGUUAUUUUGGAAGGAACAUGCAAAUGAUGAAGUGUGUCAUUGUGGUGCUUCAAGGUGGGCAACAAUUGAGAAUGAUUUGGAGCAUAAUACGAGUACGCCAUCUAAAAAGAGAAAGAAAAAGUCCGCAAAAGUUUUACGGUGGUUUCCCUUGAAGCCUUGA
Messenger RNA from Camellia sinensis, 864 nucleotides. NCBI's taxonomy places the organism in Eukaryota, Viridiplantae, Streptophyta, Magnoliopsida, Ericales, Theaceae. The record is from RefSeq and is a predicted model, not a curated record.